Messenger RNA from Coregonus sp. 'balchen', 13699 nucleotides. Lineage: Eukaryota; Metazoa; Chordata; Actinopteri; Salmoniformes; Salmonidae. The record is from the annotation of a GenBank genome assembly.
GUUUGUCCACAUCAGACGUCACAAUGAUGACGCCAAGAGACCCAAAGCCCAAGAAGAAGCCGCCGAAAGAUAGCUUGACUCUGUUGCCAUGCUUCUAUUUUGUAGAGGUGGGUAGAAAUAUCAGCGUUAUGAAUUCGACAUGUAACAACAUGCUAUAAUGAUAGUCUUUGGUUGUAUCUGAUUGAUUGACUGAACGAAUGAAUGAACGAACAAACAAACAAACGAAUGAACAAACUAACAAACACAUAUUUAUUGACUCCAUAAGAAUAUAUUUGUCUGGCGCUCUGCAUUUCUCUCUCUCUCUGUCUUCUGUUUGUGAUUAUCAUUGGUGGAUACAUUUGGAUCAAUACGCUGAAGCUGAGGAUGACCUGCUUUCCUAUCUUUUCCGCUCACAUGUCAUUAUUUUAAACGAUCUGAACCUUAUCUAUUCAAGUAUCUAGUUAGUCUAUUUAGGGGACCCCUUCUGGUUCAAGAGUACCCCCAGACGCAAACUUCUAUAUAGUUAUCUUUAAGGUUAGAGUUAGUGGUAGUAAGUAUAGUGACAAGUCUGACAACAACCUUUGACCUACACUUGCACUUCCUGUUUCCCAGCUGCCCAUUGUGGCUUCUUCUAUGGUGUCACUCUACUUCCUGGAGCUGACGGACCUGCUCCAGCCUGCCCAGGUAGGCUUCCGUUGCCAUGACCGCAUGCUGAGCAUGCCCUACGUUGACGGUGGAGACGAGCUCAUCCCUCUACUCAUGCUGCUCAGCCUGGCCUUCGCUGGGCCGGCCGCCUCGGUGACUACACCCCUCUAAACACACUUGGGCGUGUGCACACACACCCAAACACACACACACACGAUGCUGCUCUGCCUGUAUGAGUACCCUUCUAAACACACCCACGUAUGGCCUAUGUGAUACACUCUAUGUAUAAUUAAGCUAUUAUAGACUCAAACUAUAUGAACUCAUGGUAAAAACAUUCAGACAAUAAUGUAUAAUGUAUGAAUACGUUGAAUUCACUCAAACCAAAAUAUAGUUGUCAAAUAUAUAGGCUUACAUUCAAAUCAGACCAUAUAACAUGAGACCAAGUUCACACAUACCACAUACAAAAAUCUAAUACUCAAAUUGUUUUCUCUAAUAGCCAGGUCUCUGAGAUGGUGUUCAACACAAUUAUCAAGUCCAAAUGCAUUGAUUAGUACUGCUGUAUCUCUGAUUGUGUGAUCUUGUCGUCUGGUCAGAUCAUGAUUGGGGAGGGCCUGGUUUACUUCAUGCAGUCACGUCUUAAGAUCCGACCUGGGGUGGAAGGCAGCAUCAACGCCGGUGGGUGCAACUUCAACUCCUUCCUUCGGCGAACGGUGCGCUUCGUAGGUAUGGUUCCACUCUGUGUCAAAUGAAUGUCGCCUGUUCAGGUAUAUAUCCAGUAUGACGAUGACUCACUCUUGCUCUUUCUUUUUCCUCUUUUGUUCUUGUCUUCACUACUCUCUCUUUCUCCUCACGUCACUCCUCGCUCCCUUCUCUUUCUCUUCCCCACCCAUCUCUCUCUCUGUAUUUCUCUCUCCCUCUUCCCAUUCACCCUCCUCUCUUUUCACUCCCUUUCUCACUCUCUACCUCUGUCUCUGUCUCUCCAGGUGUCCAUGUGUUUGGGUUGUGUGCCACGGCUCUAAUGACUGAUGUGAUUCAGUUGGCCACAGGUUAUCACACCCCCUUCUUCCUGACUGUGUGCAAGCCCAACUACACUCAGCCAGGGGUGGCCUGUGAUAAAAACCCCUACAUCACCAAGGACAUCUGCUCUGGUCACGACCAGCACGCCAUCGUCUCUGCCAGGUAGCUACAUGACAUAACAUAACCACCUGAACCAGGAAGAAUUAAGGUUCUGUUACAGUAUCUAUACUAGAAUACCGGUUUGAAUGAAGCAAUUGUUUUUGGCAUGCAUUGUUAGUAGUAUGCUAGUCUGGAUAAUGUGUGUCCUCGUCUCUGUACAUCACUCAUACCGGUGGUCCCAAUCAAAAAGACAGAGUGGUUCAAAGGCUCUCACUGAGGCACAAUAAGGGAUAACAUUGCAUUGGGAAAAAUGAAGGGUAAAUAUUAAUUUAAUGGGUUUUCAAGGACAUGAUGUACUAAGUAUUGGAAUGCAGCCUUGAACAGAACAUCUUAUAUUCUCUGGCAGAGGAUGAGUCUUAAUACUCAUGAAAAGCCUCCUUUUCUUGUUUCCUUCCUCUCUGGACCACAGAUCUAAACCGACUGGCUAGAUGAAACCCACGACAAGGUUUCUGUUCCUCCAUUUUGCUUUCAGAUAAUCAAUCUCAUCCAGUCUUAGGUAUACUAAGAUAUACUAAGUGAUCAGGAAUUGGAGUUAGUAAGGAAGCCAUUUUGUGGUAUUUCAACACAGAUUCACAGAUCAGUCAUAGACAGAUAAACAGGGAUGUACCGAUACUGUACACUUAGACAGAUACAGCACACCUUGACAACAACACCACAACACUAACCCGCAUUGUAACAAUGUGCAGGUGUGAUCUUUAUUCCACACUAUCACUUUUCUCUCCUCUCCCCUUUUAGAUUGUGAUCAAAGCUGUGUGACAUAUGGUGUCUGUCUGCUUCUCUAGCAUUUCAUCUUGCCACAAACACGUUUUCUCUUUCUUGUCAGGAAAACCUUUCCCUCCCAGCACGCAACCCUGUCUGCCUUUGCUGCUGUGUACAUAUCAGUAAGUACACUUCCUGCGACAAAUGCACAGUAUGAAGUAUCACUAGCUAGGUUUCCAUCAGUUGGCGACAGAUUUUCAUGCACACAAUCCACACAACAUAUCAUUACGUGACUCCAAGUUUACUUCGUUAUGAUGGUUAUUACGUACGCUCAGUGGCCAGUUUAUUAGUUACACCCAUCUAGUAGCGUGUCAGACCCCCCUUUACCUCAAUUACCUCCGCUAACCUGUGCCCCCGCACAUUGACUCGGUACCGGUACCCCCUGUAUACUCCUCCCGAGUGGCGCAGUGGUCUAAGGUACUGCAUCGCAGUGCUAGCUGUGCCACUAGAGAUCCUGGUUCGAAUCCAGGCUCUGUCGUAGCCGGCCGCGACCGGGAGACCCAUGGGGCGGCGCACAAUUGGCCCAGUGUCGUCCAGGGUAGGGGAGGGAAUGGCCGGCAGGGAUAUAGCUCAGUUGGUAGAGCAUGGCAUUUGCAAUGCCAGGGUUGUGGGUUCGAUUCCAGUAUAAAAAAAUAAAAAUGUAUGCACUCACUAACUGUAAGUCGCUCUGCAUAAGAGCGUCUGCUAAAAUGACUAAAAUUUAAAUGUAAAAAAUGUAUAUAGCCUCACUAUUGUUAUUUUACUGCUGCUCUUAAUGUUAUUAUUUUUUUAAAUAUUUUUUUGGGGUAUUCUUUCUUAAAACUGCAUUGUUGGUUAAGGGCUUGUAAGUAAGCAUUUCACUGUAAGGUCUACACCUGUUGUAUUCGGCGCAUGUGAGAAAUAACAUUUGAUUUGAUUUGAUUUGAACAGCCUGAAUUUUUCGGGACAUGGAAACAUUGCUCAAUUGGUAUCAAGGGACCUAACGUGUGCCAGGAAAACAUUCCUCACUCCAUUACAAAACCGCCAUCAGCCUGUACCGUUGACACCAGGCAGGAUGGGGCCAUGGACUCAUGUUGCUUACGCCAAAUCCUGACUCUGCCAUCAGCAUGACGCAACAGGAACCAGGAUUCUUCGGACCAGCCAAUGUUUUUCCACUCCUCAAUUGUCCAGUGUUGGUGAUUGUGUGCCCACUGGAGCCGCUUCUUCUUGUUUUUAGCUGACAGGAGUGGAACACGGUGUGGUCAUCUGCUGCAAUAGCCCAUCCGUGACAAGGGCCGACGAGUUGUACGUUCUGAGAUGCAGAACACACACCACUGUUGUACUGAGUCGUUAUUUACCUGUUUGUGGCCCGCCUGUCAGCUUGCACGAUUCUUGCCAUUCUCCUUCGACCUCUCAUCAGCCAGCUGUUUUCACCCACAGGACUGCCGCUGACUGGAUGUGUUUUGUUUGUCGCACCAUUCUCUGUAAAUCCUAAACACUGUCGUGCGUGAAAAUCCCAGGAGGCCGGCCGUUUCUGAGAUACUGGAACCGGCACGCCUGGCACCGACGAUCAUACCACGGGCAAAGUCGCUUAGGUCACUCAUUUUUCCCAUUCUAACAUUCAGUCGAAUAGUAACAGAAUGCCUCGAUGCCUGUCUACCUGCUUUAUAUAGCAAGCCACGGCCACCAUUUUCGUGAACGGGGUGGUGUACCUAAUAAACUUGCCACUGAGUGUACAAAACAUUAAGAAACACCUGCUCUUUCCAUUACAUAAACUGACCGGGUGAAUCCAGGUGAAAGCUAUGAUCCCUUAUUGAUGUCACUUGUUAAAUCCACUUCAAUCAGUGUAGAUGAAAGGGAGGAGACAGGUUAAAGAAGGAUUUUUAAGCCUUGAGACAAUUGAGACAUGGAUUGUGUAUGUGUUCCAAUCAGAGGGUGAAUGGGCAAGACAUGGCAUAGCAGUGCGGUCGUGUUCUCUUGUGUGUCCAUGUAAAUCGUUUUUUGUAUUUUUUUGUAUUUUACGUAUAUAUUUCCCUAUCACACUUUUCAUCCUUCUACUAAAUAUACUUUCCUGCAACCCGCCUCACUCAGUGUAGAACGGAUUCUAUUAUUUACUCACCUUUAUCUAGAAUCUCCAGUUGAAACUAGCCAGCCAGCUAACUAGCUACUUGCUAUUAGCCACCGUUAGUGGUUUUCACCCAGAACAUCGGAAUUUUCUGCCGGAAUAACUGAAUCACUGGACCUUAACACCGGAUCGCAACUAGCUAGCCGCAACCGAAUGGAUGUCGAAUGGAUGUUGCUGUAGGCUAAUCACCACUGCCCCCGAAGCAAGCAUUAGUUAGCCUCGAGCUAGCCUCGAGCAGGCUCAUAUCCCGGCUAUCUACCUCUCUGUCUACCGGACGGGAGUAGCCAGCUAACCAGCUAACUAGCUACUUGCUAUUAGCCACCAUUAGUGUUUUUUCACCAUUAUCCGUGGCCUGCACUACCUACCAGCCAGCUCUAGCCUGGACUAUUAUCGGCCAGUCUGCACUGUCUGCACAGCGCGUUAUCGACCCAGAACCUAUCAGAUUUUCUGCCGGAAUCACUGGACCUUUAACACUGGAUAAUCGCAACUAGCUAGCUGCAACCAAAUGAACGUUGUUGUUGGCUAAUCAGCCUUGAGCUAGCCUUGAGUCAGGCACAUCUCCCGGCUAUCUACCUCUCUGUCAACCGGACGGGACCUCCUAGAGUCGACACAGAGCCCCGCCGAUCCAUCUCGACUGGUCUGCUGACGUAAUCGUCUGUGGUUUCAACAGGCUUCCGGUUGCGACGACCACGAAGAUCCAUCUGCUAGCCCCGGCCCGCUAGCACACGCAAACGACAGCCGUGCUUCCUGAUCGCUGUGCUGUAGUACCAAUUCGAACUGCUCUCGGACUCACAUAUUGCUGUUCACUGGACCUUAUGAUCACUCAGCUGCACAGCUGAUGCCUGCUGGACUGUUCCUUUACACAGUACCCCAUCCUGUUUAUCCGUUUAGCCUCAGCCCAAACUUUAUUGCCAUUACCAGUUGUUGUCUUAGCUCUCUCUAAUAACACCUGUGAUUGCUUUAUGCCUCUCUCCCAUGUCAAUAUGCCUUGUCUAUUGCUGUUCCAGUUAGUUCUUAUACAAUUUCACUGUAGAACCCCAGGUCCCUCUCAAACUGCCUCAAAUAGUUCCUUUGUUCCACCCCCCAUACACGCCGAGACCGGCUCAAUCAGUGCCUCCAGUGAUGCUAUCUCUUUCAUUGUUACCCAACGCUUAGGUUUACCUCCACUGUACUCAUAUCCUUCCAUAUCCUUGUCUGUACAUAAUGCCCUGAAUCUAUUCUACAACGCCCGGAAAUCUGCCCCCUUUAUUCUCUGUACCCAACGCACUAGAAGACCAGUUCUUAAAGCCUUUAGCCGUAUCCUUAUUCUAGUCCUCCUCUGUUCCUCUGGUGAUGUAGAGGCUAACCCAGGCCCUGCAGCCCCCAGUAUCACUCCUACUCCCCAGGAGCUAUCAUUUGUUUACUUCUGUAACCGUAAAAGCCUUGGUUUUCUGCACGUUAACAUCAGAAGCCUCCUUCCUAAGUUUGAGAUAUUCACUGCGUUAGCACACUCCGCCAACCGUGAUGUUCUAGCAGUGUCUGAAUCCUGGCUUAGGAAGGCCACCAAAAAUUCUGAAAUGUCCAUCCCCAACUACAACAUUUUCCAUCUAGAUAGACCUGUCAAAGGGGGUGGAGUUGAAAUCUACUGUAGAGAUAGCCUGCAGAGCUCUAUUAUACUAUCCAGGUCUGUGCCCAAACAGUUUGAGCUUCUACUUCUAAAAAUCCACCUUUUCAGAAAUGUCUCUCACUGUUGCCGCUUGCUACAGACCCCCCUCAGCCCCCAGCUGUGCCCUGGACACCAUAUGUGAAUUGAUUGCCCCCCAUUUAUCCUCAGAGUUCGUACUGCUUGGUGACCUAAAUUGGGAUAUGCUUAACACCCCGGCCAUCCUACAAUCCAAACUAGAUGCCCUCAAUCUCACACAAAUUAUCAACGAACCUACCAGGUACAACCCUAAAUCCGUAAACAUGGGCACCCUCAUAGAUAUCAUCCUGACUAACUUACCCUCUAAAUACACCUCCGCUGUCUUCAACCAGGAUCUCAGCGAUCACUGCCUUAUUGCCUGCGUCCGUAACGGGUCCGCGGUCAAAUGACCACCCCUCAUCACUGUCAAAUGCUCCCUAAAACACUUUAGCGAGCAGGCCUUCCUAAUUGACCUGGCCCAGGUAUCCUGGAUGGAUAUCAAUCUCAUUCCGUCAGUAGAGGAUGCCUGGUUGUUCUUUAGAAGUAAUUUCCUCUCAAUCUUAAAUAAACAUGCCCCAUUCAAAAAAGACAGAACUAAGAACAGAUAUAGCCCCUGGUUCUCCUCAGACUUGACUGCCAUUGACCAGCACAAAAACAUCCUGUGGCAUACUGCAUUAGCAUCGAAUAGCCCCCGCGAUAUGCAACCUUUCAGGGAAGUUAGGAACCAAUAUACACAAGCAGUUAGGAAAGCAAAGGCUCACCGACCAUUUCGAAUCCCACCGUACCUUCUCCGCUAUGCAAUCCGGUUUCCGAGCUGGUCAUGGGUGCACCUCAGCCACGCUCAAGGUGCUAAACUAUAUUUUAACCGCAAUCGUUAAUAGACAGUACUGUGCAGCCGUCUUCAUCGACCUGUCCAAGGCUUUCGACUCUGUCAACCACCGCAUUCUUAUUGGCAGACUAAAUAGCCUUGGUUUCUCAAAUGACUGCCUCGCCUGGUUCACCAACUACUUCUCAGAUAGAGUUCAAUGUGUCAAAUCGGAGGGCCUGUUGUCUGGACCUAUGGCAGUCUCUAUGGGGGUGCCACAGGGUUCAAUUCUUGGGCCGACUCUUUUCGCCGUGUAUAUCAAUGAUGUCGCUCUUGCUGCUGGUGACUCUCAGAUCCACCUCUACGCAGACGACACCAUUUUGUAUACAUCUGGCCCUUCAUUGGACACUGUGUUAACAAACCUCCAAACGAGCUUCAAUGCCAUACAACACUCCUUCAGUAGCCUCCAACUGCUCUUAAACACUAGUAAAACUAAAUGCAUGCUCUUCAAUCGAACGCUGCUGGCACCCACCCACCCGACUAGAAUCACUACUCUCGACGGGUCUGACCUAGAGUAUGUGGACAACUACAAAUACCUAGGUGUCUGGUUAGACUGUAAACUCUCCUUCCAGACUCACAUUAAGCAUCUCCAAUCCAAAGUUAAAUCUAGAAUUGGCUUCCUAUUUCGCAACAAAGCCUCCUUCACUCAUGCUGCCAAACAUGCCCUCGUAAAACUGACUAUCCUACCGAUCCUUGACUUUGGCGAUGUCAUUUACAAAAUAGCCUCCAACACUCUACUCAGCAAAUUGGAUGUAAUCUAUCACAGUGCCAUCCGUUUUGUCACCAAAGCCCCAUGUACUACCCACCACUGUGACCUGUACGCUCUUGUUGGCUGGUCCUCACUACAUAUUCGUCGCCAAACCCACUGGCUCCAGGCCAUCUAUACAUCACUGCUAGGCAAAUCCCUGCCUUAUCUUAGCUCAUUGGUCACCAUAGCGACACCCACCCGUAGUAUGCGCUCCAGCAGGUAUAUCUCACUGGUCAUCCCCAAAGCCAACACCUCCUUUGGCCGCCAUUCCUUCCAGUUCUCUGCUGACAAUGACUGGAACGAAUUGCAAAAAUCUCUGAAGCUGGAGACUCCCUCACUAACUUUAAGCAUCAGUUGUCAGAGCACCUUACCGAUCACUGCACCUGUACACAGCCCAUCUGAAAUUAGCUCACCCAACUACCUCAUCCCCAUAUUGUUAUUUAUUUGCUCAUUUGCACCCCAGUAUCUCUAUUUGCACAUCAUCUCUUGCACAUCUAUCAUUCCAGUGUUAAUACUAAUUGUAAUUAUUUUGCUCUAUGGCCUAUUUAUUGCCUUACCUCCAUGACUUGCUACAUUUGCACACACUGUAUAUAUAUUUUUUCUGUUGUAUUUUUGACUUUAUGUUUUGUUUUACCCCAUAUGUAACUCUGUGUUGUUGUUUUUAUCGCACUGCUUUGCUUUAUCUUGGCCAGGUCGCAGUUGUAAAUGAAAACUUGUUCUCAACUGGCUCACCUGGUUAAAUAAAGGUGAAAUAAAAUACAAAUAAAAAAGACAAAAGGUUUAAGUGCCUUUGAACGGGGUAUGGUAGUAGGUGCCAGGCGCACACUGCAACGCUGCUGGGUUUUUCACGCUCAACAGUUUGUUGUGUGUAUCAAGAAUGGAGUUGAUAGCAUGGUUAGUGUGUAUUGCUAGGGCCAGGUACAAUUUUAUGUGGCAGUGUUUCCCUAUAGGUCCCCAGGACUCAACUGAAAUAAAAAAGUGGCUAUCGCUUUAAGUCAACUUACAAACAAAAACAGCGACAAAACAUGAUUAGCUAGUUUUAUUGAUUAAACAUGCUGAGAAUGCUUUUGAAGUCGUGAUAAAAAAACUUCUCCCCAGAUUCCGUCUUUGGCUCUUUUUAAUGCGUUGUUCAGUGGCUGGCCAAGCAGUGGCGGCUCCUGAACAAAUUCUCAGGGAGGGCAAUUUUUCUGAUGAUUUAGGUGACCUACACACAUUUUUAAAAAGAUAUGUCCAGCAACAACAUGAAGACAGGGGCAGCAUAUAAGUCAAUACCAGAAGCAUUUAUUGACUGAUCUCAAAAGUGUUGGCUUACAAAAGCAAAAUAAGUUAUCACAGUAAAAAUAAUCAAGGGUGUUCUUUCACAUUCCUCAACACUGCAUAAACAAUAUGCAUUUCCAUAAACAAAUGAAAUAUCAGCUGAAAAUACAGCAUCUUGGUAUUUGUUCAGAUUGCAGGAUCAACAAGAGCUUUUACCACAUUUUUUGAUAUCUGUUUAAUCUUACCUUAUGGCCUGCACUUGCUUGUGAAGCUGUCGAGGGCACGUUUGAUAGAGACAGCAUCGAUGUCCUUCUUCUGUAGCUUCUGGUACAGAAUGUCGACGUGGGGCAUGAUUUUGUGAAAAAGCCGCAGGAAAAAAAUUAAAUCUUCAUCAUGUAGUAUCCUCACGUAGCCAGCUGCCUCUCUCAAGGUGUGCUGGUCAAAUGAACCCAAUGAACCCGUCCGGAUGGCUUCAAAACAUUAUAUGAGGUCGUCUCGAUUCUCGUAGACAGUGUUCACGACUCUGCUGUUGCUAACCUCAUCGUUGUGGCGGCGGACAGCUAGCCUGUAUCCCUCAUCCAGUUGAGUGGCAAUAUUCACUCUCCCAAAAGCAGACAAUCUCAAACAGCUAUAUGUGGGUCUUUGACAGCUAAUUUUUCUUAAUCUUUUCUGAAAGAUGGUGCAUGUCGGUUACACCAGUCGCUGUCCAAGCGGUGCUGUCUUCUGUGCCGCCUUCAGGGUGGAAGAGUAAGCAGGGGUAGCAAAAAACUGCAUUAGCUACAUCGCAGCCUGCUAGCCAGGUUUUCCGUUCAUACCAAUUUUUGGAAAAUCCUCGGGUGUAGGACUUCCCCCCUUUAGUAGACACCUGUUGAAUUAUUAAAUUUGGUCUGGGAGGUCCUAAUUGUUUCGUUGCCAAUUUAUCUUCAUUUGUUCGCCGACAAAAAGGAACUUCUUUCAAAGACACAAUCGAGUUGGACUGAAGCCUAGCCAUUUUGAUAGUAGUAGUGAAUUGAUUGAGGCUGCCUACCUGGUCUUUUUCUUAGUUACGUUCAUCGUGGUUACGUUAUGUAUGACGAAAGCGCGUAAGUGCAAGCCCCACAGACACCCCUAGAGAAUGUAUUGAAAGCUGUUGAAAUGUGACAAAAAUAGAUUUUACAUGGGAGUCUAUGACCGACUUCUGGCGAUUUUUCAACCUGACUGAAAUCGCCCAAAAAACGGGCGGGGCAUUGAAGCACGACUUUAGCCUGAUUUGACAUUAGUGGCUGGCAAGAUCAGACCGUGAACACUGAUAACUGCUGUUGCCGUGAUAUAAUUUUUUAUAAAUUUAUAAAAAAAAAAAUAUUUUUUUUUAUUUAUUUUUUUUUUAUAAUUGAUUAGAAAAAAAAUCCCUUCCUUUUCCCGUUUUGGCAGUGCGUCGCCCAUAUCGCCUAUUGAACAAGCCGUCCCUGUGGCCAAGUACAAUACCAUUGAUUGCCAUCCAAUUAGGGCAUUGUGUGCUAAUAUUGAUUGAGAAUAAAGUGGAAUUGUAGCCAAAGUAUUCACACCAGAUUCUCAAUGCACAAAUCCUUUGAGCAAAUCUGUCCUGGCUAUUUAUUUUAAGGACGAGCUUAACGUAUUGUGCCAAACUGGCUUUCCCCCCAUAUAUAUAUUUGGUAGCUCUUAAAUUGAAAUGUUUGCCUCAAACCGCUUAAAAUAUUAUCACAAAGCUUAACAUUUGCGGAUUGAAUGAAGGGAAACACGUAGAACCCGUUUCUAAGCAGAAAUCAAAUGUAUCAUAUUCAUAGAUGAAUGGAAUGUAUUGUAGUUUUUUGUUAUAAUAUCUCACCAUGUAUUUUCUCAAUUUCUCUCUUCUUGCAGAUGUACUUCAACUCAACCAUCUCAGACAGCACCAAGCUGCUGAAGCCAGUGUUGGUGUUUGCGUUUGCCAUCGUGGCGGCGCUAACCGGCCUCACCCAGAUCACCCAGUACCGCAGCCACCCCAUCGACGUCUACGUGGGCUUCCUCAUAGGGGCCGGCAUCGCUGCCUACCUGGUAAGACCUAACUUCCAUGGGCAUCUAUCUUGACGUGACAUUUAUUUGACAGUGAUGGUGCAUAUUAAUCUUUAUUUCUGUAAAUGGGCUUUUUCUAUCUGCAGGAUUGACAGUUGAUGAAAACAUUUAGGAACAUGACAUUUAAGGAUUCUAUCAAAGCUGAUUUACAAAGGGCUAUUCUUGCGCACAUACAUUUCUGAAAGGUAUCUGUGAGGGGAGUUUACCUAAUACUUCCUGUAGUAGCCAAAACCAUUCUGCGAUUUUAUUUGAUGUGAGCACUGGAGAGGAAAGUGUUAUUCACCAGACAGUGAUGUGGGAUUUCAGCUGAUCAAACUGCAUGCCAUCUCUCCCUCCCCCACUUAAACGGCUUACCUGCAGUUUAGCGCUAGGCUCUUUGAUAUCUCCAGAUUGCUGCUCUUAUUGAAGUUUCUCACACUCCUCCCUCUCUCAUUUGCUUUCCGCUUUCAUACGACUAUCUGUCCUCAAGGAGGGAUGGAGUUCACUUUCAUGCCCAUCAUUUCUCUCCUGCUCUCUCACUCUCUCUCUCUCUCUCUCUCUCGCUCUCUCUCUCUCUCUCUCUUCUCUCUCUCUCUCUCUCUCUCUCUCUCUCUCUCUCUCUCUCUCUCUCUCUCUCUCUCUCUCUCCUCUCUCUCUCUCUCUCUCUCUCUCUCUCUCUCUCUCUCUCUCUCUCUCUCUCUCUCUCUCCAUUUUAGACACUCUUUCGGUCCUUCGCCUGAAUGGGGAUUAUUUGAACAGAUUCUGGAAGUGUCUUUCCAUGACGUUCUGUCUUUCAAUGGUGGGGCCUACUCUACAUACCCAUUUGUUUUAUCAUGCUCUCUCAUUCGUAUGCCAUUUUUUCUCAUAGCUCUUUUCUGUCUCAUAUCUCUGUCCUUCUCUCAUUUCCUCUUUGUCCCUGUGUUCUCUCACUCUUAUCAGAGAUAGCGAGCGGUGGUUAGAGCCAGCUCCUCAGUUCUGUUUAAGUCAGCUUCCUCUGGAGUGUAAAGCGCAGGCAAAUAACCAGGAAGAAGAAUUAUAUUGAAUGAUAAUGACUUUCCACAGGACUAUUAUGCUGAGUAGCUGUGGAGGGAUUUCAGGCGACCAAGGCCUUCUCUUCUUCUCUUCCAGGCUUUCCACGCCGUUGGCAACUUCAGGUCCUCCGACAACAUCAUCAUCAGGCCAGCUCCACCACCCCAGAAGGAGGACGCCCUGCGAGCGCUGACCCAGCGGGGCCACGACUCGGUCUACAACAAAGGUGUUGCCUCAGCAUCGGAGAGCGCCGACGAGAUCGCCGUGCCGCCCUCCCUGGACCGGCUGGAGGGCAUGGGGCGGCCGCUGCAGCGCGAGAAGGCCUCCAUCGGCAGCUUGAAAAGGGCCAGCGUGGACGUGGAGCUCCUGGCGCCCCGCAGCCCCAUGGGCCAGCAGACCAUGGUGACCUUCAGCAACACGCUGCCCAGAUCUAGCAUGAACGCUAACGGGGGCCUGGGCACUAACGGGGGCCCAGAGGAGCCCAUGAUGCAGCCUACUCAGCCCAUGCAGAGGAGGCUUAAGGCUGUGCAGGUGCCCAUGGACCCCAUGCGCUCACAGCAGUUAGUGACAGAGUGGAAGCAGAAGUCCAUGGAGAUGCGGGGUCUGAGCCUCAGGGAUGAGGCUGAGCGGGAGGCCAGUGAGGAGGGCUCCGAAGGGGGGGAGGAAGGGUCAGAGGACGGGGGUCCACAGGCCUCGCUGUAUCCAUCUACGGUGCAGUCCAACAGGGGAGCUUUCACCAGUCCAAUCCCCGUCAGUGUGGGGCCUCCAGGGAGUGCCAGGGUGGUGGCAACCCCUAGACCCCCCCACAUCCCCGAGGUGGGUCCCCCGCCAGUGUCGCCCAAAAGUGCACUAACCCGCGCCAAGUGGCAGUCCAUCACAGAGAAGAGCGGUGGCGGCGGGUCGAUUCGCGGGGCACCCAACCAGCCGCGUAUCAUGCAAGUGAUCGCCAUGUCCAAGCAGCAGGGACUCCUCCCUUCCUCCUCCUCGGGGGGCACGCCCAAGUCCUCCGAGACCACCUCCACCUCCUCCUGCACCUCCUCUACGGCCAGUGCCGACUCGCCCCACUACCGGCCGCCCUCAGAGGCCCAGCGUGAUUCGACCAUCAUCACCGUAGAUGCCCACGCCCCCCACCACCCCGUGGUGCACGGUGGCCAGCCCCCCUCCUCAGGCAACGGGAACCCCUGGGAGUGGAGGGGCGCGUCCAACGGCAGCGACCCUCGAGACUCCUACGAGCUCAACGAUCUGAACCGCGGCGACAGCGGUGGUGCUCGCGGCAGCACUGGUAGCUUCCGGUUGCACCAGACCAUCUCGCCCUGCUCCUCGACCAGCGACGGAGACCCAGAGAUGCUUCCCCCUCCGCCCCUACCCCCACACCGAGGUCCCCCACGACGGGAGAAGCCGGGAGUCCACUUUACGACGCAAGACUGCGUUAGUCCUCCUGGAGAGGGACAUUCAAUUUCAAAACAAGAG